AAUUCUGGAUACCCGUAUACUCACUUCCCACUCAGUCCAGUCUUAUCCCACAAAUUUUCCAAAACACUCAGACAGAAUGCAGACACUAUCAUCAGUGCCUUCACUGAGAGUGAGAGUAGCGGUUAGAGCUUCAUGGGACACGCAACCGAGGCUUACAUACAACCCCAAUGCCCCACGAAAACCCCCCAAAAACCCCAACACCACUCUCAAAGCUAAAACCCCACAACCACAGACACCACCAACUGUCACUUUAACUGUCCCAACUGCUGACCUUCUCAAACGCUCCACAGUAGAAGAAAAAGUGGAGCCAGAUGAAUCUUAUCUGGGUUACGAGCGAUGGUUGCCAAGUCCUCCAAAAGUGCAGAAGCCUCAAUCUGUGUUCAACGCAGCAUCAUUAGCAUAUAUCGGUGAUUGCAUCUAUGAGCUAUAUGCUCGCAGGCACUUUUUGUUCCCUCCUCUGAAUAUUGAAGAAUUCAAUGAUCGAGUGACUGCAGUUGUACGUUGCGAAGCUCAAGAUGCAUUGCUCCAGAAACUUCUUAAUGAUAAUUACUUAUCAGAAGAAGAAAGGAAUGUUCUUCGCUGGGGAAAGAACAUUGGUUCAGCUAAAACACGUACAAAAAAACGUGCUGGUGCAGCAGUUUAUAAUAGAGCAUCUUCACUGGAGACAUUAGUUGGUUAUCUCUACCUAACAAAUGUGAAACGCUUGGAAGAAAUCAUGCUAAAGUUGGGAUUCUCAAUUGAUUCUUCUAUGCAGUUGGUUUUGGACGAAGCAAAGAGCAAGUAAAAUAGUUAGGUGGUCAAUAGUUCUCCAAUUCACUAAUCUUCAAACUUUUUUCCUUUCUUGGUCCAGGCCAGCCAGGAGUAUAUGUACUUGAAGAUGGCAUUGAAGCCAGGCUUACAUGGAAUGUUGAGAGACCCCAUUUUGUGUCUUUACAUCUGGUGAAGAGGAUCAGAUAAAAUAUUAAUUUGUUGCCUUACUCUUGGAGCUAGAACCUGUUUGUAACCAGCAAAAUUGCUUAUUUGGCAUCAAACUUUCUCUGUGUACUAUUUUAUCUAAAGAAAAGUGCUUAAUUUCUCAUAUUA
Quercus lobata is the source of this 1083-nucleotide messenger RNA. RefSeq names its product mini-ribonuclease 3-like. The coding region runs from base 77 to 784 and encodes 235 amino acids. The record is from RefSeq and is a predicted model, not a curated record. Gene Ontology annotation, biological process: RNA processing. Gene Ontology annotation, molecular function: ribonuclease III activity. NCBI's taxonomy places the organism in Eukaryota, Viridiplantae, Streptophyta, Magnoliopsida, Fagales, Fagaceae. The transcript has 7 exons.